Molecule: messenger RNA, 1337 nt
Organism: Lactuca virosa
Lineage: Eukaryota; Viridiplantae; Streptophyta; Magnoliopsida; Asterales; Asteraceae
Source: the annotation of a GenBank genome assembly
AACGCAAACACCAAAUUCCGUAUUAAAUUAAAUUGGAAAUUUCCUCUGUUUCCCUAUUUUUCGCCGUCGACGACCAACCAGGAAUUAGAAAUCGAAAAAAAAAGACCUGCGGUAACAUGCCCUGUGCCGUUGCACCAACGAACUCGCCGGUGUUCUUAUCGUCACCGAUGUUUGGUAAACCGAUGAUCUCUCCGUCAUCAUCGCUCUCUCUCCGUCAUACAUCUCCGGCGCCGUCACCUCCGUCGUCAUACCUUCAUAACCCUACCAAUGGAUAUAAGGAAGGAAAGAUUAUCAGUUGUGAUUCGAAUCCCUCGCCGUCGGUUGUCUUGAAGAGGAAGAGGCCGGCGAGGAUUCAGAUUCCAUUUGCACCGUUGAGUCUUAUGGAUGAGGUUGCGAAACCGAACGAUGAAGUGGCGGAGAUCGAUGAGGAAGGGGAGGAGUAUUCUGUGUAUUGUAAAAGAGGGAAAAGGGGAGCCAUGGAGGACCGAUAUUCUGCCGUUGUUGAUCUCCAAGGAGAUACCAAACAGGCCUUUUUUGGUGUUUUUGAUGGGCAUGGAGGGGAAAAGGCUGCAGAAUUCUCAGCAAAGCAUCUGCAUAGCAACAUCAUCUCCAAAAUAGCAAACAGAUGUGAAUAUGAAAUCGCAGAAGCUGUUAGAGAGGGAUAUCUCGCAACAGACUCGGAAUUUCUAAAAGAAGACAUCAAUGGGGGAACUUGCUGUGUGACUGCAUUGAUUCGUAAGGGCAACCUCAUAGUCUCCAAUGCAGGUGACUGUCGUGCAGUUAUGAGCCGAGGUGGAGUUGCAGAAGCUCUCACUGUCGAUCACAAACCUUCAAGGAAUGACGAAAAAGAUAGAAUCGAGUCCAUGGGUGGAUAUGUUGAUUGUCGCAAUGGCGUUUGGAGAAUACAAGGUUCACUUGCGGUAUCAAGAGGAAUUGGAGACAAACAUCUCAAGAAAUGGGUGAUUUCAGAACCAGAAACAAAAAUCCUCCAAAUUACACACGAAUGCGAGUUCUUAAUCCUUGCUUCAGAUGGAAUCUGGGAUACGGUGAGUAAUCAAGAAGCAGUUGACAUUAUUCGCCCUUUUUGUGUGGGAAUCGAAAAGUCUGAUCUUUUUUCCGCUUGUAAGAAGCUGGUCGGCUUAUCGACAUCAAGGGGUUCGUACGAUGACAUGAGUGUUAUGAUUAUUAGAUUGUCUAAUUUCACUUCUUGAACAUAUAACAAAUAGAUCAACCCAACAUCAGUUACAUACAAAUUAUUGGAUGUUUAGAGUCGAUAGAUAUAAAUUAUUGUUUAUUCUUUUUUUAAUCCUAAUUCCUACACAAUCUAAUGUUUUUCC